CAAAUUCAAACCCGAGAAAAAUCAGAUCCGCUACUUGACCCGGUACCAGACCUCUACAUAGAGCAGACGCCAUUGGUCCCAACUCCCAAACGCCAAAAAAUUCAACUUUCUUCUCAACAGCAGCAGCGCCUGAACACUGAAUACUCAGCUCUAAAGCUUCGAUGUGGCCGAGUGCAGAAGGAGGGCCUCCAGAGGUCACUCUAGAAACUUCCAUGGGUUCUUUUACACUUGAGAUGUAUUACAAGCAUGCGCCAAGAACGUGCCGGAAUUUCAUAGAGCUUGCUCGAAGAGGGUACUAUGAUAAUGUCAAGUUUCAUAGAAUUAUCAAGGAUUUUAUUGUUCAAGGUGGAGAUCCAACUGGUACUGGAAGAGGUGGAGAAUCUAUUUACGGCGCGAAGUUUGAUGAUGAGAUAAACCAACAGUUAAAGCAUACAGGAGCAGGUAUCAUAUCCAUGGCUAAUGCUGGGCCGAAUACAAAUGGAAGUCAAUUCUUCAUCACCUUGGCACCUGCACAAUCACUUGAUGGGAAACAUACCAUUUUUGGAAGAGUUUGUCGGGGAAUGGAAAUUAUCAAGAGACUUGGCAGUGUUCAAACUGAUAAUACUGACAGACCAAUCCAUGAUGUGAGGAUACUGAGGACCACAGUCAAAGAUUAAUGUUCUGCAACUUCAAAGCAAUUGUUACCAUGCGCUAGAGGUGGUGUUCCAGCGUUGUCAAUUGUCAUCACAGCCAAGACACAUGCUACCUUCGGCUUUUGUUUCUGCUUUCGAAGUUAUAGAAAUUGAUCUAGUCCUGUAUGUUGUGGGGGUGUGGAUUUUAAUUUUCUGCAACUAAACCAAAAUGAUACUUGAGAAUUAAAAUUGCUUGAGUAGCCAAAGCAAAACAGUAGUGUUUCAUGGUUUGUAAUCCUACUCUUGUGAAAGAAAAAGCUCGUAAGGUUCCUCUUGCUAUUUUGGUAUCAUUGGGACCAUUUUUAACUAUCAUUUUGAUAUCAAGAAGACACUUCCGUUAA
Messenger RNA from Nicotiana attenuata, 1012 nucleotides. Its product is annotated as peptidyl-prolyl cis-trans isomerase CYP18-2. Gene Ontology annotation, molecular function: peptidyl-prolyl cis-trans isomerase activity. Gene Ontology annotation, cellular component: catalytic step 2 spliceosome. Gene Ontology annotation, biological process: protein folding; protein peptidyl-prolyl isomerization. The transcript has 6 exons. Bases 162 to 656 code for a protein of 164 amino acids. Lineage: Eukaryota; Viridiplantae; Streptophyta; Magnoliopsida; Solanales; Solanaceae. The record is from RefSeq and is a predicted model, not a curated record.